This is a messenger RNA of Echinococcus granulosus, 282 nucleotides long. RefSeq lists its product as hypothetical. The record is from RefSeq and is a predicted model, not a curated record. The transcript is spliced from 3 exons. NCBI's taxonomy places the organism in Eukaryota, Metazoa, Platyhelminthes, Cestoda, Cyclophyllidea, Taeniidae. Bases 1 to 282 code for a protein of 93 amino acids.
AUGGAGAAGGUGUCCGGGCUAUUGGCAUGGCCCCAAAAGGCCGGCCCACCCAGCAAGGGGCAGAUUGUGCGACCCUCCUUGACCUUGAGUGGUGUCGAUUUUGGCCUCCAUACUAAGUCACGUCGUUUGCGUCAUGCGGCCUGUGCAGUUAUUGUGGCACCGGCAACUGACACUCCCUCUGCAGGUGAAGUUGCUGUUCAACUACGUUUUGCAUUAUUCGUCGCCAGGGUGAGAUUAAUCAUUGCAGAAGCUGGUGCGCCAAAAGAGGAGAAAUGCCAAUGA